CCAACAUGGCCACCACCAUGAGCAUGAGAAGGUUAAUGUGGAUAACAGCAGAUGUAUGCGUCAACGUUAAUAAUGUAAGAGGACUUGGAACGACAGCCUCUUUAUGUCGGAGAGUUCCUCCCCAGGGACCUAUGCCAAAUGAAGACAUAGAUGUAAAAGACCUUGACUCACUAGAGAAGUAUCGUAGCUAUGCACGGUACAUCAGAGCAGCCCAGGAGGCGAGCAAGAAACCAAUGUGGUGGAAGACGUAUAGGCAAUACCUAGAUGCAGAAAAUCCUAACAAAGAUGUAGAGCGCGUUGACGUAGGUCUACCUUUCAGACGGCCAUCACGUCUGCAGGAGGUAAGGGAGAGAAACCGAGUGAUGGCAGAGAACAGACGCAACCCCGAGUUGGAGAGAGCUACACGCCUGCGCACAUUUCAGAUCCCUCUGGACCGUGUGAAGGAGGAAUGGGAGAGAACCAACGGGCCUUAUCACAUCCAGAGGCUGGCGGAACACUACGGAAUCUACCGGGACCUCUUCCCCAUGGCCUUCUUCGUGCCACGAGUGAUGAUGCGUGUGAGCUACGGCGAGGAUGCCAGCACUUCUGUGCACUAUGGCAACCAAUUACCAGCGUCAGUGGCUGGUGCCCCUCCCAAGGUCACUUUUGAGGCAGAAGAGGGCUCGCUGUGGACACUACUACUCACUUGUCCAGAUGAACAUCUGCAGGAUGGGGACCAGGAGUACGUUCACUGGCUGGUUGGGAAUAUCCCAGUAAGUGCAGUGGCAUCCGGACAGGAAGUAUGUCAUUACCUGCCGCCCUUCCCAGCGAAGGGCACGGGCUUCCACAGAUUCAUCUUCAUUCUGUUCAAGCAGGACGCUGCAGUGGACUACUCUGAAGACUUCAGGCUGUCGUCAUGCUACAGUCUGAAGGAGCGCACCUUUCAGACUGUCGAGUUCUACCGCAAGUACCAGGAUGUGCUGACACCGGCCUCGCUGGCCUUCUUCCAGAGCCAGUGGGACGAGUCGGUGACCAGCACCUUCCACACGCUGCUCAACAUGAAGGAGCCCGUGUUUGAGUACGAGCGCCCGUCCGUUUACCAUCCCCCCCAGAGGAAGUUCCCCCACCGCCAACCCCUGCGCUACCUGGACCGCUACCGCGACGGGAAGGAACACACCUAUGGCAACAGAUACUAAUACAACAUUACCCAGAAUGCCUGUGCUGCAACCCCCACAGCCUUUUGUUUUGUCUAAUAAAUUCUUAUUGACGUUGAAAAGAA
This is a messenger RNA of Alosa alosa (allis shad), 1258 nucleotides long. RefSeq names its product mitochondrial ribosomal protein L38 (gene mrpl38). NCBI's taxonomy places the organism in Eukaryota, Metazoa, Chordata, Actinopteri, Clupeiformes, Clupeidae. Bases 6 to 1175 code for a protein of 389 amino acids. The record is from RefSeq and is a predicted model, not a curated record. Gene Ontology annotation, cellular component: mitochondrial large ribosomal subunit. The transcript has 9 exons.